Cyphellophora europaea CBS 101466 is the source of this 780-nucleotide messenger RNA. RefSeq lists its product as uncharacterized. Lineage: Eukaryota; Fungi; Ascomycota; Eurotiomycetes; Chaetothyriales; Cyphellophoraceae. The transcript has a single exon. The record is from RefSeq and is a predicted model, not a curated record. Bases 1 to 780 code for a protein of 259 amino acids.
AUGGCAACGCCUACCACUCGAAACACCCUCGCGAAUUCAUAUAACUUUGACCUAAGUAUAAGGCCCUCGCCAGUAUCGACUGCCGUAUCGCCAGUGACAACCACCAGACCUGCUUCAGUACGAGCCAAACGGCCAUUGCCUUACGAUCUCAGUCUGCCGAUCGGCGUCCGCUCCAUCCUGAAAAACUCUUCGAUCUCGUCAGAUGUUAGGAGAGCCUCUCUGAGUGCCAGCCCCCUCAGCACCACCGUCGGCCGCAAGGUUUUCUUCCCAGAGCCUAAACGCGUCAAGUUUGGUGGCGAGGAAGAAGUUGUCACGAGAACGUACGUGGCGAGGCACGUUGAUCUGAGCUCUUCGGAAGAUGAGAGUUCUGUAAGCGGGUCCGAAAGUGGUGCGGCUGUCACAGCUCCAUCGGACGAGUCUAGGCCCCGGUUCUCGACCAGAAGCGGCGAGGCUGUUAUCGUUGACGAACUACAGCGUGGACAAGCUACAAGACGGAGUAAGGCUCGGCCGAGCACUAGGAAGCGGAGAAGAUGGGAAUGGACGCUCGACACAGGGAGCGACACGAAGCACGAAGCCACCGCCGCUGAAGACGAGCAGCAGCUUUCGUCGAGCGACACUUCAACCACCUCGACACCUUCGGUGAGCACGCCAGCUCUUGUUGUCACAGACACAAAGGAGCCGCACGUCGAGGUCAACGAGAUCAAUCUGACACCUACGUUACCCGAAGUCGAGGCGACUCCGGAGGAGCCAGUCCCGCAUGUACAACAACCUAGUCCUUGA